GCUCCAGGCUGUGCAGGUCCACCUGUGUUGUGUUGCACUGGUCAAAACAACAUCUGUUCCAGGAAGUGUUUCUGUGAUGAGGCCUGUGUAGCAAUGAAAGACUGCUGUCCUGACUACAUCUCUACCUGCACACAAUGUAAGCAACAUUGAUUGAACACAAACAGAGAGAGGGUAUUACUUUAGUUUGUUUGAAAAAUCGGAUAGGUUCAACUUCAAGGUGAAAAUCGUUCUUUUUUUACAACAGCUUUUACAACAACGCUGACAAGCCAACCCAGUACAAGAAGCAGGAAUAUCACAUCUUCACUGGAAAAUAAUGCCACAACUUCAACAUCCCCAAACUCCUCUACUAUGGCACCCAGCACGACAUCUGACGUACAGAAUGUUAGCGCAACCUCAGCAUCCAUAGUGUCUUCAACUUCAGAAAUCAACCAAACAAGCAGCAGUACAUCUACAUUAUCCGUCUCUACAACACCCAGCACAUCAGGCAGAACUGCUAACUCUACGCAAGAGGAAAUGAGUUCAACUUCAGCAUCCACAGUCUCUGAAACAACCAGCCAAACAAGCAGAAAUAUAACAUCUCCAGUAAUGAACAUGACAAAAGCUUCUACGUCCAUGAUCUCUGCUGCUACCAAAAUUAACCAAACAAGCAGCGCUACAUCUACAUCAACCGUCGCUACAACACCCAGCACAUCUUUUACAGCAAAUAGCAGCACAACUUCAUCAGUCUCUGGAACAACAGCACCCAGAACAACAAGCAGCAAUACUACCUCUGUGCUAGAAGGUGACAAAACCAAUUCAGCAUCCACAGUUUCUGAUUCCACACCAACACCUACCACAAUAAGUAGUACUGCAAUAUCUGAACCUGCGCCUACAGUAUCUUCUACUACACUAACCAGUCAAACAAGCAGAAGUUCAUCCCCGCCAGCAGAUACUAGCACAACAUCAGUCUUCACAGUCUCUCCAACAACAACAGCACCAAGUACAACAGUCAGCAUGACUGUACCAGAUGUAAGCACCACUUCUCAAUCCACGGUGAAAGCUACUACAGCAAGCAGCCAAAUCAGUGUAUUUAGAAGUAGUAGUGUUGGAUCUACACCACCAGAUGGCCCUAAAACUACAGCGUUCACAGUCUUCACUGCUACAGCAGCGACAACACUGACGGAGACAAGCACAACUGUCGAAACUAGCAGUGUCACACCUUUACCAGAAGAUGGAAGCAAACCGGACGUUUCAACCAGCUCAAAUAAAGAUUCCCAGGUAGUGACUGUCCAUCUCAAGGUUUCUGUUCAGUCUGAUAAGGAUGUUCAAGAGGAAGCCGUUUUAGAGGCUUUAUCUAAUUUUGUAUACCAGGUCCUUCUCCAGGAAAACUGCGUGGGCUGCACUACAUCUAGAAAACACAUCAACCCUACCUGAGAGAGGACUCUGCCAAAUGGAUCCAGUGCAGGCCAUACUGGUGUAGAUGGCAAACAGUGUGGGAUCUCCACCAGUAGAUGGCAGCAACACCACAGAAUCAACCAUCUGCUAUUACGGUGUAACAUUUUUGAAACAAUACUUUAGCAUCCUACAUGUUGCAUGUUGUGAUCUUCUGUGAUGAUGAUCAUUCAAAAAUGAAAUUUGCUCCAAAAAACGUGUCCCACAUUUUCUGUCAGACUCAUUGUGGUUCAAUCAGUCAGUCAACAAUAAUCCUAAACAGUUACAUUGAGCCACACCUCUGCACGCUCCUUUACCAUACAGCCUGUGCCUAGAAACCGGGCUCUAUGGCCACAAUCAGGACAGCUAAGAGAGGAGUCUGAACAGUUGGUGUAGAAUAAAGAUUAUUCUACACAAAAAUAAAGUAUUUUUUUUUUUUUUUUACAUCCUUUUCUGCUCAGAUGUAUGACUAAGCGGUAUGAAUUGCCACCUGGGGACAAAUAAAGUUUUCUUGAAUUGAAUUGAAUUCACCUAAACCUUGUCGUUGGAACCUCAACCUUGGGAGAAAGGUUUUAUCUAGUAAAAGUAGGCUACAUGGAAAACAACCGUAAUAAAGGGAACUCCUACACAGGCUUUUUUGAUAUAUUUCUUUAUGUGGUUUCUCUGUUUUCACUGCCUGUAAACCAGGCUCACAGUCUUCUCAUA
Labrus mixtus (cuckoo wrasse) is the source of this 2115-nucleotide messenger RNA. RefSeq lists its product as uncharacterized. The coding region runs from base 349 to 1413 and encodes 354 amino acids. The record is from RefSeq and is a predicted model, not a curated record. NCBI's taxonomy places the organism in Eukaryota, Metazoa, Chordata, Actinopteri, Labriformes, Labridae. The transcript is spliced from 5 exons.